AUGAAAAUUGGCUAAACAGCAAGCCGAGUGAACACAAUGGAAUUAUGUUAACGUUAAUGCACAUAAAAAUGCCAGUGGCGUCGCCAAGCUAACUCGUCGUCGUCGUCGUCUACCCUCAUCAACAUUUUUGGACGCCUCUCGUUCUCUCGCUCUCGUUCCCGUUCUCACACCUCUGCGGAUUUCUCUCAUCCAACAACAACAGCAGCAACAACAGCGAUAACAAUGCCCAUGAGUGAUGUGGCCACAGCCUUAAUGUACACGGAGCACGGCAACGGAACAACAACAACAACAACGAAGCACACAAAAGCGGCAACAUCCACAGCAACUACAACACAAUCCACAGCAGCAGCAGCAGCUGUUGCUGGAGGAGGAGCAACAGCUACAAACAUGACCAACUCAUCCAAGGCAGAAGUGGCAGGAGGAGGAGGAGCUGUUGCCACAGCUGCUGCUGCUGCUGCUGCACAAUUGGGCAACAUGCUGGCACCGUCGUUCAAUCCCUCCCCGCUGGCCGCCUUGCAGUGCCAGAAGUGGCCCAAUUUCUUCGAUCUGGACAAGGUGAUUAAACAAUUGCGCGCCGCGGAAAAGCAACAUUUGCGUGCUGGCCGAACUGGUGGCAGCGGCAAUGCUGGCAGUGGUGUGGGAGGAAGUGGUGCAGCUGACACAAGACACAGUUCAAAUGUGGUGCAAGUGCAGCGUUUAAAUGCCGCCGAUAUGUCCUACUAUGACAUGGUGCCCGAGCUGGCGGCGCGUGAUCUUAUCGUUUGUAAUGCCUGCAAUGGCAGUUAUGUCCUCGCCGGUUUCAACAAUCACAUUGCGCUCCAGCAUCCGAGCAUCUGGGAUGCGACGCCCAACAAGAUGAGCAGCAGCAGCGCAACUACUGCUGCAGCAGCAGCAGCAGUGGCAGCCGCCGAUAACAGUCCGGAUGUGCGUGAGCCGGCGGAGCUUGUGGGUUCACCAGCUGACACAUUAUCCGCCACCACUUCGAGCAGUUCCAAUGGCUCCACCAGCUCACUGGCAACGGUGCAAAACAACAACAGCAGUAGCAACAACAACCUCAACAACAGCAACAACAACAACAACGCACACCCAUCUAGCAGCUCAUCGUCGUCGUCAUCGUCGCGUCAUAAAAGCAGCAGCAGCAGCAAGAGUAGCAGUUCCUCCAAGACUAACACCAACAGCAACAACAACACCAACAGCAGCAGCAGCACGAGUCGUUCACGCUCCAAGUCAUCCAAGAACCGUCAUCAUUCCGAUUUGCAUCACAAGAUCGGUGGUGGCUCCAAAAAGAGCAGUGCCAUAGCAACGGCAGCAAUUGUUGCUGCUGCAGCUGCUACUGCUGCGGCGCCACCCAAAGAGGAGCAGGCAACGGCAGCGACAGCAACAGCUUUAACUGUAUUCUCCUCCUCAUCGAAUUCGUCGUGUUCGCUGCCGCCAACGCCAACGCUGGCAACUGCCGCUGGCAGCGGUGGCAACAACGAGUAUGGCAUCAACUACUCACCCGCCGCGCCCGCUCAACAACUAGCCAGCCUGCUCGACGAGACGCAGCAGCCAACUAAAAAGAAGCUGAAAGGAGCAGCAGCAGCAGCUGGAGUUGAAAGCGCAUCGCAUCAUCGCAGCAAACCUGCCAAGGAGAAGCAACUGGCACCACUCUACGAGCAGCAGCAGCAGCUAAGCGAACUGGACCAGGCCGUCUCCUCCAUUACAGGUCAUGUGGAGCUGGAUACGCAGCAGCAACAAGUACGCCAGCAACAGGUUGAUCUGUCUGGGGUCAGUGAGGAUCCAUUGCCAAUGCACAACACAUCCGAUGAUAAUUCGAUAUCGCUGACAUUGGACGAUAUGCUGGACAGCAAGUUCAUCAAUGAAAUACUGAACAAUGUGGAAUCCGAUAUACCCUUCGAUGAGAGCGCACUGGACACCUCCCAGCCGCAGCAGCAACAAUUGCAGCCAGCCACAAAACGAAUUCGCUACGAUGAUGCAGCCGAUGCUGCAAACUAUGCACACUAUCAGCAACAGCAACAACAGCAGCAGCAACAGGUGUAUAGCGAGGAGCAACAGGAGCAAACCCAAUUGACGGCUAUUGAUGCGUUGCAGCUGCAACAGCUCAUCUAUCAGCAGCAACAGAUGCUCGAAGCGGAUCAGCAGCAUCAACAGCAACAGCAACUGAAGCAGGAACUCAACGAGCAGGAGGCAACGCAACAAUUUAACGUGUACGAUGUGCCCUCACUGACCGAUGAUGAUGCCAUCGAUGAGGGAACAACAACACCCACAGCAACAACAACAAUGACAACAGCAACUGCGGCAUCUGCUGAAACAACAACUGCAACAACUGUUGGCGAUGAGCACAUGAUACUGCCAAGUAUUAUCUAUGAGAUAACGGACAACAAUCAGGUGUCCGUGCUGGAUCAACAGAGUCAGCAGCAGGUCAUUGCCGAGUUCCUAACCCAAGCUGGCUACGAUAAUUGCGAUGUGAAUGUGUUGCAGACGGCGGCAGCUAAUAAUGAUGUUGCUGCUGGUGGUACUGCUGGUGCUGUUGCUACUGCUACUGCUGCAACUGCUGCUGUUGUUGCACCCAAUUAUUUCAACGAUGAACUGGGCGAUUUGGACUUUACGAAACUGGAGACUGUUUGCGCGGAAGCCAACCACACAAAGACUGUCAAGCUGGAAACUAACCAGCCACAACAACAACAACCACUACAAGCCACCAACAACAACAAUACAAAUGCAUACAAUAGCUAUGAGUGCAAUUAUGGAGCACAACCACAUCGCCAAUUGGCCAAUGCCAAAUACCAUGAAGAUGCCACCAGCAGCGCCUAUUUCAAUAUGACCCUCUAUGCGGGUCCGCCACGCCCACUGGCAAUGAACACCUUCGGCCUGGUCAAGCUGCCCAAUGGCAUGGGUGCCACGUUGCGGAAGAAUCUGCUGAUGACGCGCAAGGCGAACAACAGUCUGCUCUCGCUAAAUGGCAGCAGUGGCGUUGUGGGCACCUUGGCCCGCCAACCGCCACCGUUGCCAACAACGUUGGGCGUUAAUUGUAAUGGCAGCGGAUCGUCUGUGUCCAUGCCACGUAAUGUCUGUCCGGGAAAAACAAUCUAUGCGCAAAAGUGCAGUGUCAUCCAACAGGACCGAUUGCGUUGCAACAAGCGAGCACUGCUGAGGAGCAGCAACAGCAACAACAGCAGCAGCAACACCAAUGGAGUCAGCAUGACUGUGAAGCGUCUGAAUGAGUUGCUGUCGGGCAAACUGAAGCCACAGGCGGAUUACAACAGCGAAGCCAACGAACAACAACAGCAGCAGCAAUUGGAGGAGAAUCAGCGCAUGAACAGUUUCUAUGAGAAGCGACGCAAAUUGUUGGCAACACGCCAGCAGCAACAGCAGCAGCAGAAGCGACCAAUGCUGAGCACCAGCAAUCACAGCAGCAACAGCAACAGCAGCAACAACAGUCACCGCCAAUUGUUGCGUCAGCGUCCCAUGCAUUUACCAUUGCAACUGAAUGCCAGUCCGCAGCAACAGUUUCUGAAGAAGCAAUUGCUGCGCAGUCUGUCCGACAGCAGUAAUAUACAGGCAGCAGCAGCUGCUGCUGCGGCCGCUGUUGCCGCUGCCAGUGGCAGCAAUAAUCCCUGGAAGAGCAACAACUCAACGCCCGGCAGCAAUUCCGCUGGCAGCGAUUUAAUGCGCGUAUUUGUCUGAAUAUAAACACAUAAAUACAACACACAUAUAUUAAUAUAAAAAAAAGAACAAAAACAAAAAAAUAAUGCUAUUAUGCAUAAGAAAUGAUUACGAUUAUAACAAUUAUGAUUAAUAACAAUUUAUGAUUAUUAUACUUAUGUAUAAGUAGCGCCCUAUGUUAAAUAUUUUAACACACAUUCUAUUUAAAUCAA
Drosophila grimshawi is the source of this 3878-nucleotide messenger RNA. Its product is annotated as serine-rich adhesin for platelets. Bases 223 to 3687 code for a protein of 1154 amino acids. The record is from RefSeq and is a predicted model, not a curated record. The transcript is spliced from 3 exons. Lineage: Eukaryota; Metazoa; Arthropoda; Insecta; Diptera; Drosophilidae.